Messenger RNA from Uncinocarpus reesii 1704, 957 nucleotides. RefSeq lists its product as uncharacterized. Lineage: Eukaryota; Fungi; Ascomycota; Eurotiomycetes; Onygenales; Onygenaceae. The record is from RefSeq and is a predicted model, not a curated record. Gene Ontology annotation, molecular function: protein binding. The transcript has a single exon. The coding region runs from base 1 to 957 and encodes 318 amino acids.
AUGGCGACGACCUUUCCAUGCAAAGCGGAGCUGGCCGGCAUGCCCAAUGAGCUUUUAUAUCACAUUGCCGAGAACGUUGAAGAUAACAAAGACCUCAACUCCCUUGUUCAAACCUGCCGAGACUUUUACGACCUAUUGAACCCUGAGCUCUACCGUCGAGAUGCAAGAUUGAGCGGGGCUUCCGCGCUCUGGUGGGCGGCUGAGAGGGGAAGCGUGGAGACUGCGAAAAAAGCCGUGGAGGCCGGGGCGGAUGUCAACAGCGUGCGUACGAUUGGGCUUCGACACAAGGAAACUCUGCUCCUGAGCACGGUAAUCGCGCGGGCCCGGGCCAAGCUGAUGAACAAUGCGGCCAAGCGCGAUGCGGUGUUUACGAUUCUGGAGAUGCUGCUUGAGAACGGGGUCAAUGUGAACUAUAUGGAGGAGGAGACCGGUUUCAACCCCAUCGAAUCCGCCGUCAUCGACGAAGACUAUGAGGUCGUCAAGCUGCUGCUCGAGCACGGCGCGCAGAUCCCCGCCGACAUUUCGGGGCACGGGAGCUUCGCGCACAUUUUGAUCCAGUGGCCCGGCCGCGCACCGAGUUUUGAGCUGCUGGAGCUCCUGCUGACCCACGGCCUCGACGCGAAUGCGAGAAACCAAAGCGGCUCCACGGCACUCCACCUCAUCGCGGAGCGGCAGUUCAAGGAGGGUCUGGAGCCGGUGCUGGCGCUCCUACUUCGUCAUGGGGCAGACAUCCACGCCAAAAACGGGCAGAAUAGGACGGCGCUGGAGCUUGCGAUGGAGGAGGCUACGUUUGUUGCUGCGCAGGGCCGCACCAAGUUCGACGCGAGGGUGUUGAAGUUGUUUCUGGAGAGCGGCGCGGACACGUCGACUGUGAUGAGGCCCCGGCUUCAGGUGGUGCGGGAAGCGUUUGAGGAAGUGGAGAAGAAACUUGGGCGGACUUUUUCGUUCUGUGGGUAG